Molecule: messenger RNA, 1939 nt
Organism: Alnus glutinosa
Lineage: Eukaryota; Viridiplantae; Streptophyta; Magnoliopsida; Fagales; Betulaceae
Product: allene oxide synthase 3-like
Exons: 1
Coding region: 162-1646 (494 amino acids)
Biological process (GO): sterol metabolic process
Molecular function (GO): heme binding; monooxygenase activity; iron ion binding
Source: RefSeq, a predicted model, not a curated record
UACCUAGCCAAUAACUCUUUUCAGUCUGGUAAUGUUAAACGUGUAAACAUGUCUUCUGAGAAAAGUAGCCACUAGCCGGUGAAAAGUCAUCUCCGCUUCACGAUAAGUACCAACCAGCCUCCUACCCCCACGCCCCAUUCCCCAUCACCAACCCAUUAAUCAUGUCUGCAAAUUCUUCCUUCAAUCUCCAAUCCUCUUCCAUUGACGACGAUCACUCUCCUCCAUCAAAACUCCCAUUGAAGCCCAUCCCCGGAAACUAUGGCCUGCCCUUUCUCGGACCCAUCAAAGACCGCCUAGACUACUUCUACAACCAAGGCCUCGAAGCCUUCUUCCGAACCCGAAUCGACAAACACAAAUCCACCGUAUUCCGAACCAAUAUGCCUCCCGGGCCUUUCAUAUCCUCCAACCCUAGAGUCAUUACUGUCCUUGAUGCCAUCAGCUUUCCCAUCCUCUUCGACACAUCCAAGGUUGAAAAACGCGACGUUCUUGACGGCACUUACAUGCCCUCCACAGCCUUCACCGGCGGCUACCGUGUUUGUGCUUUCCUUGACCCCUCCGAACCCAACCACACUCUCCUCAAGCGUUGGUUUUUCUCUCUUCUCGCUGCCCGCCACGAUAAGUUCAUCCCGCUCUUCCGAAACUGCUUGUCCGAGCUUUUCAUCAACCUCGAAGAUCAGUUAUCCGACAAACCCGGCAAAGCAUACUUCAACACCCUUAGUGACAGCAUGUCUUUCAACUUCGUGUUUAGGCUCUUCUCUGAUCGAAACCCUUCCGACACAAAACUCGGAUCGGACGGUCCCAAACUCUUCGACGUCUGGUUGCUUGUCCAACUUGCGCCGUUGAUGACACUCGGGUUAUCCAAGUGGCUAAACUUUCUUGAAGAUUUGUUAUUGCACACGAUUCCUUUGCCAGCGUUUCUGGUGAAAUCCAGAUAUAAGAAGCUUUACAGUGCGUUUUACGAGUCGACGGAGCCGAUUUUGGAUGAAGCGGUUGAGGCUUUCGGGCUUAAAAGAGAUGAAGCUUGCCAUAAUCUAGUCUUCAUGGCUGGUUUCAAUGCAUACGGUGGAAUGAAGACCCUGUUUCCCGCUGUGAUCAAGUGGGUUGGAUUAGCAGGAGAAAAGUUACACCGGCAGUUGGCUGAUGAGAUCAGGACGGUUGUUAGAGAUGAAGGUGGGAUCACUUUAUCUGCGUUGAAUAAGAUGACUUUAACAAAGUCAGUGGUCUACGAAGCAUUGAGGAUAGAACCUCCGGUUCCGUUCCAGUACGGGAAGGCAAAGGAGGAUCUAGUGGUCCAAAGCCAUGAUGCUGCUUUUGAGAUCAAGAGGGGCGAGAUGAUCUUCGGAUAUCAGCCGUUGGCUACCAAGGAUCCCAAGAUUUUUGAGAACUCCGAGGAGUUUGUGGGCCAUAGGUUUGUGGGUGAGGGAGAGAAGCUGUUGAAGUACGUUUACUGGUCAAACGGUCGGGAGAUUGACGAUCCGACGGUGGAGAAUAAGCAGUGUCCGGGUAAGGAUCUAAUGUUGCUAUUGUCGAGGGUGAUGUUGGUGGAGCUUUUCCUCCGUUAUGACACGUUUACGAUUGAGGCCGGAAGGUUGCCGUUGGGAUCAUCGGUGACGUUCAAGUCGUUGACGAAGGCCACGGGGAUAUGAUCUAGCUUGGUCGACUAUAAUAAAUAAAGCCUUUGACGACAUGCAGUUUCACUCUUGUUUUGUGGAUUUUUACCGGUUGUAAUUUACUAAUUUGCCGAAAUUCAGUUUGCAUGGAUCCAGGCCACCUAGCUGGCGAUUGUUGUGCUUGUCUUCCUAGUAUUACCAAACGGGUGGGGUUUGCGUUUUGAGUUUUGUAUGAAUUUGUUUGGGGAACAGACUGUUUUAACUUGUAAAGGUGGUCGGUAAUUUAUAAUUAUUUUUAUUUUUAUAAAGAAAAACAUCUGUGUGAGCAA